AUGGCUUCCUGCUACUGCCUUCUCCUUGUCCUCCUCACCACCUUUGUCUUCAUCUUCGUUGCGGCAGCGGGGCAGGACAACAAUAUCAUGAAGUCGUUUAAUCCGUCCUGCUCGAGGACGGACAACUACACCGACGGCAGCCAGUACAAGAAGAACCUGGACCAGCUCCUGGCUGCGCUCCCCACGGCGGCCGGCGACAACGGGUGGUUCUACAACGGCACCGCCGGGACGGGGGCCGACCAGGUGUUCGGCCUCAUCAUGUGCUACGCCGACCGCAACGCGACGCAGUGCAUGGAGUGCCUCGCCGGCGCGCCCGCCGGGAUCACCGCGCUGUGCCCGGGCAGCCGGAACGUGAGCGCGGCGUACGACGCGUGCGUGCUCCGCUACUCGACCACCGACUUCUUCUCCGUGGCCAGCCGCGACGAGGCGUUCUACGUCAUCUGGCACAGCACCGUCGACCAGGCAAGGCUCGAGGACGCGCGCUCCAGCCUGAUGAACCGGCUCGCCAGGACGGCCCCCGGCUCGCUGCUGUUCGUCGCGAACGAGAGCGCGCCGCUCGCCGGCUCGUCGGACUCGGUGUACGGGCUCGCGCAGUGCACGCGGGACCUGACGGCCAUCGAAUGCAGCUGGUGCCUCAACACGUAUAUCGCUCUGCUGCCGGGGAGGUUCCCGAACAACACCGGCGGCGCGCUCAAGGGGUACAGCUGCUACGUCAGGUACAGUAUCGGCGCCUUCGACAUCACCCUGCCGCCGCGCCGGACGGCGCCACCGCCGCCGACGGAUUCUCCGUCGGUCUCCACGGGUUUAGUGCGGCCCCAGGUGCGUCGCCACGGCGAAGAAGACGUGAUCCACGUCGUGCAGUGGCUUUGGGAAUGGUACGGCAGAGGAGCCAUCCUCGACGCCGCCGACACGCGGCUGAAGGGUGAGUUCGACGCCCGGCAGAUGGAGACGGUGAUGGUGGUCGGACUCUGGUGCGCGCACCCUGACCGGAGCCUGAGGCCGUCCAUCAGGCAGGCCGUCAACGUGCUGCGGCUGGAGGCACCGCUGCCAAGCCUGCCGGCGAGGAUGCCGGUGGCAACCUACAUGCCGCCGCCUGAUGCUUUAUACUACACAUCUUCCGUUACGACAGGCGGCAGCAGCAGCAGCAGCUCGGGCACCGGCACCACUCGGUCAAGCACGACAGAGACAUCUACCCUGCUCAAAUGA
Messenger RNA from Miscanthus lutarioriparius, 1206 nucleotides. The record is from the annotation of a GenBank genome assembly. Lineage: Eukaryota; Viridiplantae; Streptophyta; Magnoliopsida; Poales; Poaceae.